UAAGAAUUGUGUGGAUAUAUAAAUAUAUAUAAUUUUAGGUGUUAGAUAUGUAAAUAGAUAGGAAGUAGGGGGACAUGAACAUACAUGCCGCUUAUAAAAUAUAUAAAUAGUUGGAAUUAUUUUGACUCUUUUAUCAUUUUGCAGCCAUUUGGGCAAAUUCCUUGUGUUGUGGACGGUGAUUUUGAGCUCUUUGAAUCGCGCGCAAUCAUCCGCUACUUCGCCGGAAAAUACGCGGAAUCCGGCGCCAAACUACUCGGGGAAACGCCGGAGGAGCGCGCGCUCGUAGACCAAUGGAUCGACAUCGAAGCCAUUAAUCUGAACCCGCUGAUCUUCCCCAUUGCCCUAAAUCUCUUGAUUCUCCCGAAGCAGGGCGUAGCGGGGAACAAGGCUGAAGCCUAUUCCUCUGCCAGGAAGCUCUCCGAGGUUUUGAAUGUGUACGAGAAGCAGUUAUGUAAGACAAAGUAUUUAGCUGGGGAUGAUUUUACGCUCGCCGAUCUGACGCAUAUUUCGAGCUUGGGCGUGGUUGUGGAGAGGUGUGGAAUGGGUUGGGUUUUGGAUGAUAAGGAGCGUGUGAAGGGGUGGUGGGAGGAGAUAAGGGCUCGGCCGGCGGCGGGGAAGGUGGCGGAGAUGGUGGAGUCGGAUGCGCUUCGUUACUGGCCGGGAAUGGGGGAGAAAGGGUUUUGAGAGAUAUUGUCGAGUUCCUGAACGAGUUAGUGCUUAAAUUUUGUGGAUUUCCGCUGAUCAUUUUAAAAUAAAAAGAAAAUGUGAAAUUUACAUAUUUA
This is a messenger RNA of Phalaenopsis equestris, 782 nucleotides long. RefSeq names its product glutathione S-transferase F10-like. Gene Ontology annotation, molecular function: glutathione binding; glutathione transferase activity. Lineage: Eukaryota; Viridiplantae; Streptophyta; Magnoliopsida; Asparagales; Orchidaceae. The coding region runs from base 85 to 684 and encodes 199 amino acids. The transcript has 2 exons. Gene Ontology annotation, cellular component: cytoplasm. The record is from RefSeq and is a predicted model, not a curated record.